Messenger RNA from Alosa sapidissima (American shad), 6561 nucleotides. RefSeq names its product STE20-like serine/threonine-protein kinase. NCBI's taxonomy places the organism in Eukaryota, Metazoa, Chordata, Actinopteri, Clupeiformes, Clupeidae. The record is from RefSeq and is a predicted model, not a curated record. Gene Ontology annotation, molecular function: ATP binding; protein serine/threonine kinase activity; protein binding. Gene Ontology annotation, biological process: protein phosphorylation.
GAUUACGGGAUACAGAACCUCGCGGAGGAAAGAGAAGACCGAAGAGUGCAAUUUUCACUUAAAUGUUUUUUUUUUCUUAAGGAUAUCACGAUGUUGAAACAGUCGGGUUACUUCGUUUCGGAAGCGCCUUGAAUCGUAGACUUUUUGGUUCUCAUUCAGCGUGGGAAAGAGCUCGGCAGUUUACAAUUGCUGGGCUAACGUUAGAGGUUCUUCAGAGUUGAAGAACAACAACCGCUUCCUUUACUACUUUGCCCUGUGACAGCCAAUUCAAUUGACGGAUAUCACUACCAUGCCAGGCUUCGUCCAUUUUUACUUUGAUGAUUUCAGAGUCCAACUCAAGCUGUAUGGUGUGAAUUUCACCUAUCAGCCCAAUACAUGGGGCUUGCUGUAACCGAAUUUGCAACGUUGUUAUUGCUGAAGUGACCACACUGACAGACUUUAAUUUGUAUGCUAGCUGACGUUAAUGUGUUAGCAAAGAGAGAGUUGGGACGACUGGGUACAAAAACCCAUAGCAAACCUACGCCUCCUCCCCUCUCCAGGAUACUGUGUAGUUGUGUGCAGUGUGGAAUAUCGUUAUGCCAAACAAGCAAGUUGAUCGAAAAUACUCCUGAGGUCGCCUAACUAUUAGCUAGCUAGCAUAUAAGAAACUCAGCCUGAAAUCUCUGAAGAAUGCAAUAACCAGGCCUUUUGUUUUGGGGUACUGGAGAUAGCGAAGAAAAUCUAUUAUUGUCAUUUCACAAGAGGACCUCAAGGCUGAAAAUGUCCUUCUUUAAUUUCCGGAAAAUAUUUAAAUUGGGAGCUGAAAAGAAGAAAAAACAGUAUGACCACGUCCACCGAGACGCGAAUCCGGAGGAAAUCUGGGAUAUCAUCGGUGAACUUGGUGACGGUGCCUUUGGUAAAGUUUACAAGGCCCAAAACAAGCAAACUGGCGUACUGGCAGCCGCCAAGGUGAUUGACACUAAAUCAGAAGAGGAGCUGGAAGACUACAUGGUGGAAAUCGACAUCUUGGCGUCAUGCGACCACAAAAACAUUGUCAAGCUAUUGGAUGCCUUCUACUUUGAAAAUAAGCUCUGGAUCCUGAUUGAGUUCUGUGCUGGUGGUGCAGUGGAUGCAGUGAUGCUGGAGCUGGAGCGUCCACUGACGGAGCCUCAGAUCCGGGUGGUGUGCCGGCAGACGCUGGAAGCCCUCAUCUAUCUCCACGACAACAAGGUCAUCCACCGCGACCUCAAGGCCGGCAACAUUCUCCUCACCCUGGAAGGGGACGUUAAACUAGCGGACUUUGGUGUGUCAGCCAAAAACACUAAAACCUUCCAGAGGAGAGACUCCUUCAUUGGGACGCCGUACUGGAUGGCGCCGGAGGUGGUGAUGUGUGAGACGUCCAAGGACCGGCCGUACGACUUCAAGGCGGACGUCUGGUCCCUGGGCAUCACGCUGAUCGAGCUGGCACAGGUGGAGCCGCCCAACCACGAGAUGAACCCCAUGAGGGUGCUGCUCAAGAUCGCCAAGGCCGAACCGCCCACGCUCAUGCAGCCCUCCAAGUGGUCGCCGGAGUUCAGUGAUUUCCUCAGGCGAUCCCUGGAUAAGAAUGUGGACAACAGAUGGAGCCCAGUUCAGCUUCUUCAGCACCCGUUUGUGAGCAGCGUGUUGGACAACAGGCCACUCAGGGAGCUCAUCGCCGAGGCCAAGGCUGAGGUCACCGAGGAGAUCGAGGAGUCCAAGGAGGAAGAGGAGGAGGAGGACCACGAUGCCCAGAUGCUGCUUCCUGGACACAAGCGCGCCUCGUCGGACGCCAGCAUGGCCAGCUCCGAGGACGAGAAGCUCUCCCAGUCCCCCUCCAUCCUCGAGUCCGUCCCCGAGAAGGCCGAGACCGAUGUCCCCCGCCGCCCCUGUCCCCGUCUCUGCCACAGAACCUGCCCCUGUGCCCGCUGCCCCUGUGCCCGCUGCCGCGUGCCUGUUGUGGAUGUGCCCAAAGCGGAGGUCCCCGAACCUGUGGAGAACCACAUCCAGGAGCCUGCUCCAGCCGAAGAGCCUUCUGUCAAGGUGGAGGAGAACGUGGAGAAGGAAUGCGACGUGGAGGAGAAGGAGGUGGAGGUGGAGAGGCCUGUCGUGACAGUGGACGGAGAGGAGCCAAAGGUAGAGGAGGCGCAGGAGGAGGUAAAGAAGGAGGAGGAGGAGGCUACCACAGUCGUGGAGGAGGCUCAGCCGAAACCAGAGGCAGUGGAGUCCCCAGAGGAGGUGGAGAAGGAGGAGGUGGAGGAGAAGACUCCGGAACCCCUGGUGGACAGCGAGAAGGAAGUGGACGAGGCCGCACCCGAAGUCGAGAAGGAGCCCGAGGUGGAGGUGGCGCCGGUCGAGGCUGAGGUCGUGCGACCAGAGACCCCUGUCGCGGCGCCAGCCUCACCAGCCCCCGUCGAGGUGCUCACGCCGCCGGAGUCACCCGCCCAGAAGGUUCCGGAAGAGGAGAAGCCCGCACCCCAGGCUGACAAGAGCACCACGCCCGUCAAGCCUCGCUACGAGCGCGAGAGGGACCGGGAGAAGGACAAGGACAAGGACUCGGACUCAGGGAACGGCAGUGUGGACCUCAACCUGUCCAUCUCCAGCUUCAUGGCCAAGAACAAGGAGGCCAACUCUAUUAGCAUACAGGAGGCGAAAAGACAGAAGAAGACGCUGAAGAAGACUCGUAAGUUCAUGGUCGACGGCGUGGAGGUGAGCGUGACUACGUCGAAGAUCAUCACGGACAACGACACUAAGAAUGAGGAGAUGCGCUUCCUGAGGCGUCAGGAGCUGCGGGAGCUGCGUCUGCUGCAGAAGGAAGAGCAGAGGGCCCAGCAGCAGCUCAGCAACAAGCUGCAGCAGCAGCGCGAGCACAUCUACAGACGCUUCGAGCAGGAGACAACGAGUAAGAAGCGCCAGUACGACCAGGAGGUGGAGAACCUGGAGCGUCAGCAGAAGCAGACCAUCGAGCGGCUGGAGCAGGAGCACACCAACCGGCUACGCGACGAGGCCAAGCGCAUCAAGGCCGAGCAGGACAAGGAGAUGUCCAAGUACCAGAACAUGCUCAAGAACCGCAAGAAAGAGGCCAAACAGGACGUUGGACUGUCGCCCAAACACGUGAGAAAUGUAAUCAUGAAACGCAUUAGAGAGGACCUAAUCCAAACGCCGCACGAAGAGGGCGUGGCCCAUGUCAUGAUUCAGUCUUUCCAGCUCUCAUCCUGCACGCUGUUCAACGCCCCCAUGCAGGACGAGCAGGAGUUCCUGCAGAAGCAGCAGCAGGAGCUGGACAGUGCCCUGAAGAAGAUCAUCCAGCAGCACAAGCACGAGCUGGCCACCAUCGAGAGGGACUGCCUCAACCACAAGCAGCAGCUCCUCAGAGCCCGCGAGGCGGCCAUGUGGGAGCUGGAAGAGCGCCACCUGCAGGAAAAGCACCAGCUGCACAAGCAGCAGCUGAAGGACCAGUACUUCAUGCAGAGACAUCAGCUGCUCAAGAGGCACGAGAAGGAGAUGGAGCAGAUGCAGCGCUAUAACCAGCGUCUGAUCGAGGAGAUGAAGAACAAGCAGACGGCCGAACGUGCCCGCCUGCCCAAGAUCCAGCGCAGCGAGGCCAAGACCCGCAUGGCCAUGUUCAAGAAGAGCCUGCGCAUCACUUCCUCCACCGUCUCCCCCGAGCAGGAGCGCGAGAAGAUCAAACAGUUUGCAGCACAGGAGGAGAAGAGGCAGAAGAAUGAGCGCCUACAUCAACACCAGAAGCACGAGAACCAGAUGAGAGACCUGCAGCUGCAGUGUGACGCCAACAUCAGAGAGCUGCAACAGCUCCAGAACGAGAAGUGCCACCUGCUGAUUGAGCACGAGACCCAGAAGCUGAAGGAGCUGGACGACGAGCACAGCCAGGAGCUGAAGGAGUGGAGAGAGAAGCUGAGACCUCGCAAGAAGGCUCUGGAGGAGGAGUUUGCACGUAAGCUGCAGGAGCAAGAGGUCUUUUUCAAGAUGAGCGGCGAGUCAGAGUGUCUCAACCCCUCGGCACAGAGCCGCAUCUCCAAGUUCUACCCCAUCCCCAGCGUCCACUCCACGGGUUUCUAACACUCGAACACACACAUACUGCACACACACACACACACACACACACACACACACACACACUCUUGGGGGCAGCGAUGCACACUACAGGCUGCCACAGUUGUGGAGCUGCACCUCUGCUGCCUUGACCCUUGACCCCUCUCCUCCACACCAGCUGUGAGGUGAUGGAGGAAGGACCCACUCAUGAGGAUUUCACUAGUUGCCCCUGUGUUACUCUGAUUCUCUCGUUCCCUCUCUCUCUCUCUCUCUCUCUCUCUCUCUCUCUCUCUCUCUCUCUCUCUCUCUCUCUCUCUCUCUCUGAGUCUCUCUCUCUCUCUCUUUCCCUUUUUCUUUUCCCUCAUUCCGUUCUGUCUUUAUUAUUUAAAAAAAAAACACACUAAACACACUCCCCACUUUCUGUUGACAGCAUUGGACUUUGAGAAUGGUUAGAAAGCUUCACUCCUCUUUCGUUUUUGACACAAAAAAACCUAGUGCCUAAACAAUGGUUUAAAUCGACCACUUUUUACUGGGUUGAUUUAUUGGAAAAAGUAAAUUGCUGCUGAAUUGUUCUUUUGCUCCAGAAGGUUAUUUACACUACAGGAAAAAAAAAUUAUCAUGUAGGGAAUAUGUAGCAAUGCUUUAGCAAACCAUCAUGUAGCCUCAGCUUAAACUGCAAUAGUAAUUUUGCCACAAACUCCUCCAAAACACCCAACCGUAGCAGCUGAACCUAGUUAGAAUGACAGAGAAGCAAAUUAUGAGCACACACCAAAACAAACAAAAAAGGUGGGUGGUCAAAUGAAAAAGAAGAAAGAAAGAAAGAUAGAAAGAAAGAAAAGGAAAAGAAAUGAAGGAAGAAAAUAUGGAAUUUUGUAGCCAUUUGACCCUACUAAUUGUUAAGCAAAUUCAGGAUGAAAAUGAUAUGGCACAUUCUUGUCAGUAGCACAAAGGAUGAAGAGUUUUUUUUUUUUUUAUCACAAAAAUAAAUAAACAUAAAUCUGUUGAGGUCCUAAUCUUACAGCAUAUAAUUUUGUAGUGUAUCCAUGUCCUGUGGGACAAGAAUUCAGGCAAGAAUAAUAAUAAUAAUAAUAAUAAUAAUAAUAAUAAUAAUAAUAAUAAUAAUAGAAAUGCUGUCUGCUUGCUGUAGUGCCUUGAUUGCAUUCUGUUCCUGUUUAAAGGAGAAGGCAGGAGUUUUGCUCCCCCCAUGUGAAGGGUCCCAUAUCUCAAGUGAAGACACUUGGCUUCUCGUACUCAGCGAUGACACAUUUUUGUUUGUUUAAAUUUUUCGAUAAAAGAUAGAUGUGGUCAUACUCAAUGAAGGAUUACAACUUUUUUCCUUUUUUUCCCCUGACAUAUCGAUAUGCAAGAAAGUUUUACAGCCUGUUGUGUUUGUUUGUUUGUUUGUUUGUCUGUCUGUUGGUUUUGCCUGUGGUUUAUAUAUUUUUGGACUUGUUUCAUUAUUGCUGCUGUUAUGUACCUGAGAUUUACAGCGCACUUUUUUGUUUUUGUCAACACUACAAGCCCAUCAGUAGAAUACUGAGUAGCGUUCAUCACUACCAAAUACCCCAAUCAUAGCAAGCAUGCUUUUGAGUGUCUUUGUUUCUGUUUAUAAUCAGAAAAGUACCUUAAGUGAUUUUUUUUAAGUGAUGACAAGUUUACUCUGCAUUUGUGUAGAAGUUACCAUGACCAUUUCAUGGACUUUAUUUUUUUUUUUAGAAGUCAAGUUGUACCUUUUUUACUCUUAGUUCAAGUUGAUUUUGAUUACAUAUCACUACAGGAGGAUGACGUUUAAUUUUCUUUCUUUUUUUUCAUUAUUUUAUCAUCUCAAAACUACAAAUAUUGUUGUGGUAGACAUGAAGUGUUUCUAAUUGAGAGAUGGUAUAAUCUCAUGAAUUUAUGCGCUCUGUGGUAAUCAUUUUAAGCUACAUUUUAGUGAAAGCUUCUUUGGCUGUUUAUUUUCUUUUUUUACACUACUCUGGAAGUACUUGCAUUUAACUUUUAUCUAAACCGUAAAUGCAAUGGAAAUGCAGGAACACUCUAGUAAGUGCAAGCACUUGUUGGAGUGACUCCUCUGAUGAGCCUUUGGUGUUAAUGUGAACUGCUACAACUACAGUCAAAUCGACAUAUAUGAAGAUGUGCUGAGCACCUUUCUCUGGAGAUCUGAAGAAUUUUUGAGAGUGGAUAUUUAAAGAAGAUCAUGACCAUUCUAGAAUUAUUUGGAUUGUUUUUUUGUUUUCCCAUAUAAACUUGCAUUUGAAAUGUAAGCGAAAUCACUUACUUUGUGCUAUUUUUCGUAAUUAUUCUGUUUUUCGUUAUUCUGACCCCAUCCAAUGCAAUGCCAGUCAUAAAAUUUGGAGGAACCUCCGGAUUGCAUUUUUAAGUACUGUCUGUAACAAUGUAAGACAUAAUGUAUUUGCAAAGAUCAGGUUGUUGUGGUUUUUGUUGAAGCCACAGAUGAUUUAGUGUAAUUAAAUUGUUUCCUGUAUAUAAUAAAAGAUGUCAGCAUCUUUA